Molecule: messenger RNA, 1440 nt
Organism: Symbiodinium necroappetens
Lineage: Eukaryota; Dinophyceae; Suessiales; Symbiodiniaceae
Source: the annotation of a GenBank genome assembly
AUGGCGGUCUGUGACGACUCCGGCGCCUUGCUUGCGGAGAGCGGCGAGAAACUGUUGGACGGUGAGGAUGAGGACGAGAAGGAUGAGCAGGAGGAGGAAUCUGUUCUGCAGCGGGAAAUCUCUGUCACAGGCGGCGAAGCACGGUUGUUGGGUUUAGCCCUGGCGGACGUCUAUGGCACCCGGGCCAAGAACGGCCUUGGCCACGCCAAGGACUACUACUUGGAGCUCCCUCCAGUUUCUUGCUCCAUGGAGAAAUGGAGUGAGCUCGCUUGUUUGGCGCGAGAAGGUGCCGUGGCCUGCUGCCCAACUGCUGCAGCAUUUUUCGAUGGGCUGUGCGAAGGUUUGGGCUGGGACGUCUACGAGUCGCUCUUGGACUUCGAGAUCUACACCCUUGAGCUGCAGCGCCGAGAGCGGGUGCAAGCUCGAAUCCGUCCCCCGACCGACACUUCCAGCAGCUCCGACAGUAGUGAGAGCUUGGUUCUCGAUGCAAGCACUACAGAAGAGGAAUCUGAGGUCUCGGGCACCGGGGCAGUCGACACAGAGGCCUCUGAGCCGUCAGGGAAGCGCAAGAAGCCGCACACUGGCCGAUGCACUGGCUUUGCCAUUGCCGGUGAUUCGAGCAAGAUCGGAGGCGUCGGUGACGCUGUGCUAGUGUCACAAACAGUGGAUCUUCCUGGGCUUCUUUACGGUUUUGGAGAUUUCGACUGUGUUCUGCGGCUACAGCUGCCUGGUUUGGAAAUUCUGGCAUACGACUGUGACGGCAGGUUCUGUCCGGUGGGAAUGAAUUCUGCUGGCCUGGGAGUCUGCGUGUUUAACCUGCACGACAGGCAGACAGAAGGCUUCGAGAAGCCGUCGGUUAGCGUCCAGACCUUGGUCUGGGAACUACUGCUUUGUGGCCACACAUUGCGCUCGGCACUGGCGUGGCUACAGCAACUGAAGCUGCCGCCAAUGUGCGGCAGCGGACUGCUCCUUGUGGAUGCGAGCGGCGCUGCCACGGUAGAGUUGAAUCCGGGUGGCCCUGUGAUCGGCGAUGUCCACCUGGAAGAUCCCGUUCUGCGGGCCAACCAUCCGAUUCUGUCGAAGUCUGCAACAACAUUCGGAGCCGGCAAAAAAGCUCAGCGUGAUUCGGAACGACGUCUGCAGGCAGUGGAGGCGGAGCUGGAACGGCGAAAGGACGCAGAUGCAAAGGAGCAGUUUGAUGGCGGCGCUGCCAUCUCUGUUCUGCGGAAGGCCAAGAAGGUCAGAAAUAUUGCCACCCUGGCGGUCAUUGGUCUCGAUCUACUGCGAGGCUUCUGGCUACUCAUGUUCCGAGAGCGGCAAUCGGUGUCAAACGUCGAGGCUGCGCGAUUUGCUGUGGAGUUUGGCUUGGUGCCUGGACCUCAGGCCGUCACAACUACAUUUGGAGCUCUUGUGAGCGCACAUCAAGGUGAUGACAUCUGA